Molecule: messenger RNA, 915 nt
Organism: Orbilia oligospora ATCC 24927
Lineage: Eukaryota; Fungi; Ascomycota; Orbiliomycetes; Orbiliales; Orbiliaceae
Exons: 2
Coding region: 1-915 (304 amino acids)
Biological process (GO): peptidyl-hypusine biosynthetic process
Molecular function (GO): deoxyhypusine monooxygenase activity
Source: RefSeq, a predicted model, not a curated record
AUGGAGACCGUUUUACAACUCCAAACCGUCCUCUGCGACGAAUCAGCAAACCUCGCCCUCCGAUUUCGUGCCCUGUUCUCUUUAAAACAUCUUGGUGUUAACGGUGACCUCAAAGCAAUCGAUGCCAUUGCCGCCGCCUUUUCAUCGGAAUCUGCACUUUUGAAACAUGAGUUAGCAUACUGUCUUGGUCAAACUAAGAAUGAUUAUGCUAUAAAACCUCUGAGAGAGAGGCUUGAUGAUCUGAACGAGGCUGCUAUUUGCCGUCAUGAGUCUGCUGAGGCUCUCGCCGCAAUCGGAGGGGCCGAUAGUUUGCCGUUGUUGCGAAAGUAUUUGGAUGACCCGGAAGAGGCUGUAAGGCAAACCUGUGAACUUUCGAUUGCAAAGAUCGAAUAUGAUCUUUCCGAACAGGCAAAGAAUGAGGAUUUACAAAAAAGUGCCUUCGCUUCCAUUGAUCCUGCUCCACCACUCCCAUCUAAGAUGAAAUCAAUUUCGGAACUUCAGGAUACCAUGAACGACCAAUCCCUCACUCUCUUCUACCGCUACAGAGCCAUGUUCCGUCUCCGUGACAUCGGCACACCAGAAGCUAUCGACGCCCUCGCCAGCGGUUUCGCUGAUCCCUCAGCUCUAUUCCGUCAUGAAAUCGCCUUCAUCUUCGGACAAAUGUCUGACCCACACUCCAAAGAUGCCCUUCUCAAAGUUCUCGCGGAUACAAAGGAAGACGGAAUGGUCCGUCACGAAGCCGCCGAGGCACUCGGAAGCAUCGGUCUGCCAGAGAUCGACGAGGAGCUACUGAAAUAUAUUAAUGAUCCAGAAAAACUAGUCCGAGACAGCGCGAUUGUUGCAUUAGAUAUGAGCGAAUUUGAAAAGAGCGGGGAGUUGGAGUAUGCUUUGAUUCCUGGCGAUGUUAGAGCUUGA